This is a messenger RNA of Moneuplotes crassus, 3103 nucleotides long. Lineage: Eukaryota; Ciliophora; Spirotrichea; Euplotida; Euplotidae. The record is from the annotation of a GenBank genome assembly.
AUGAAGUUUUUCUUUGUGUAUUUAUUGUAUAUCUUAGUUCCUUUGAUCAGUGCCUUCUCAUGAGUAGAUUCAGGCAUGACACUCAAAAAUCAGAUUCGUAGAACAGAUGUAGAUGUGUUAACAACUGAUGGAAAGUUCAUAAGCCAGUUGAUCUUCAGUGAUGGAGUUAAGACCACUCUCAUGGGCGAAGCGGAAGACAAAGGGAUCAUUGUAAGAACUGAAUCUCCUGAAGACAAUGACCCUCAGGUGUUCGAAGUGCCUCAGAUGGCUUCUAGUCAAGCAUCUUGUGUUUUAGUUGAAGGUAUUUAAAGAUUACUUGUAUUAUGUUGUGAAACCAGACUCCGAUCAAAGCUUGGUCAAGAUUGUGAGUAUCAACUUUGAUUCAGAACUAUCAGAGAUCACACAGCUGAUUUUUACAAACCUAUUUCAUGCAUCUUGGCCAUUGCUAAGAUGCCUAAACUCAGGAGAAAUCUAUUUCAAUGCUAAGAGCAAUGACAGAGAAGUGAUAUGAAAGUAUUCCAUUGGAAGUGAGGAAGCAUCAUGAUCAGAACAGAAUCGUUUCUAUAAAAGCAGUAUGAUCCUGAUUUUAGAUAGCAACAGACUUAUACACACAAGCUACAAAGACCAAGAAAGCGAAACUAUGAAGUCAUUGAAGGUUAAAAUGAUUGAUUACUCACAAAGCGAGUCUUUUUACUUAGAUAUUAUGUUUAAUUUCUUUGAUAUCUCUCCUAAAUCACUUAGUAGCGGUCAUUUUGUAGAGGAUGAGCAGGAAAUAGAUUUAUUCUUAGAUCUUGGAUCUCAUAUUAUCUUAUUCACACUCAACUCUACAACGUUUAAACAUACAGGAAAUGUUUACUCUUUCAACAGAGCAAAUCAAGCAGACUCCUCAUGUCAUCCGACAUCCCGAAUGCAUGAGAAUGCUGGAAAACUAUUCAUGUUCUUGAGCUGAGAUUCUAAAGAUUUGAUCGUUAUCUACGAAGAAGAAUUCCUCACAUAUGAGAUACAGAAAAAGUCAGAUUCUAGCAAAUUGAUUUAUCACUUUGAUAAAAAGAGAUUUUACUUUGCUUACCAGUUUAACUCUUCCUCAAUAAACUUGUGGAACACAACCUACAGCAGCAUUGGGGUUAUCUCAAGCCUUGAGUUGUAUGAGGAUGACUUAUUUAAAAUUGAGAAUAAUGCGAACCUAGUUAUUACUCAUGAGGACUAUUCAUAUGAUUUAAAAGCUUUCCCAUGAAUCAUAGAAUCUUAUGAACAAUUUAAUUUAUACAAGCUAGACCCAAGUUUAGAAGAUAGUUUGUCAAGUAGAAGAGCCAAAUGAAGGACCAAGAUGUUAGAAAAUAUCACUAUAAACAAACAUUUCUUAGAUUUUUCAAGGAUUGUACAGCAUAAAAACUUCAGCCAGAAAAAUGACAUCUCAUUCAAAUUCAAGAAACUAAGGAUGCCGAAUUUAAGUUUUAAUACUGAGUUCGAGCAUUUAAGACUUAACAAUAGCAUAUUACCUGUAAAAUUCACGAAUAUGAAUUUCACUUGAAAUUUCUCUGAAGGAGGUGUGAACAAUUAUAACCUCAACUACACAUUACUCCACUACAACCCAAAGUCUUUUCCAGAAGGGUUGCAGAUAAAAUCUCUUCCUUCAACCCACGUCCCUAAAGACCCCUCAAAGUACUUUGGGUUCGGGAACGACUACUUCUAUAACCUCCCUCAUGUUGAACAAGAAACAACUUUUUACUUUAAAAUUCAGACACAAGUGUUCUUGGAUGAGGCUGAAUUCCAAGUUCAGGUUCAGAAGCAUGAGAAAGUGGUUAGAUUAACAAUCUCUGAAAACUGAGUUGCUAAUUGAGGACAAUGCAUGAGCAUCUGUCCAGAAUGACAAACACCUACCCCGCAAAACAAUUCCGAUCAAUCUGGUUGAAGAAAAUGAAAGUAUCAUUAUGAGAAGAAAGAUCAGGAUGAAACUGUGAUUACCCAAUGAGUCAGACAAAAAGGUUCAUUCGUUCUCCUCUCCUUCACUCACAUCAGCCUGACUGUUGUCCUCUGUCUCAUAGUUGUUCUGGUACUCUUCAGUGUGAUUCCUUAUACUGUACUGUGGAUGAUAGUGGAGCAUUAUCAGGAGCUGAAUAUGUUUUAUCUGGCUUAUAAGUCUUCGAAGGGGUAUCUGGGGUUUGUUGUUACUGAUUUGUACGAAAGGAUAUUCCAAUUCAUGUUUCCCUACUACUUAUUUGUAUUCCCUUUUGAAAUAACUUUGAAAUUUUUGAUCACUCAUAUUGAUUGUUUCUAUGCUCUUUAUGCAUUUGUCGGUAUCUUUCUGUUCAUCUUCGCGAUUGGAAUAUUCAAGAAACCUGAGAGCAAUUCAGGGAUACACUUUCAUAUCUGUCGAAUCUAUUUGGACCUUUAUGUGCCAUUUAUGAUUUUAAUAGUGUUUGAUACAUCAGAUCAAAGAAUUAUUCCUCCUUUGCUGAUUUACGCAUGAUUCAUUAUUUGUAUUAUAUUAUCAUUGUUAUUUGAAACUCUUUUGUUGAUCCAUUGGCCUAGGAUUGUUAUGAAUGGUAAAGCAAUACCAAAUAAUGGACUGAGAUGAUUUUACCAAGGCUUAAGGCAUCAAGCAGGAGGAUAUUUAUACCACCCAUUAGCAAUUUUGAAGAGAUUAUUUAUGAUAUCUCUUUUUGCUAUUGAUAGAGGAGAUUUUCCUUCUAAAUGGGCAUAUGUGACUAACUCAGUGAUCCAAUUUCUUUGGUUGGCAUAUAUUUCAUAUUUAUAUCCAUUCAAGUUUAGGAAGAAUUACUUUCUGACAUGAUGGAUAAACAUCAUUCAAGUGAUAAGUCAAAUACAAAUAUGUGUAAAUUCAAUAGCUAUGGUAUUACCUGAGGUAGUAAACAGUGACUUUAAAAUCAUUCUAGUGCAGCUAACUUUAGUCCCAUUCUCUUACAUCCUUUUCUUGAUACUAUGUGGUUAUACUCUCAUCCAAAAAUGUCGUAAUACCUCCACUUCCAAGUCCCAACUCCUCAAAGCCUUCACAGCCAAAUUUAAGUCCCAAAACAACUCUUCCGAACAAAUCUCUGAAUUCGACCAGCAGCCCUUAGGCACAAGAAGACUUAUUGUUUAA